GCGGCCGCUGAUCCCACAAAUACCUUCAAAAUGCCUGUUGUAUCCGUUAGAACCAUUGGCUAUUUAAUCGUUAAUCUGAAUGUAGGUGGGACUUUCACAUGGACAGUUUCACAUGGAAUACCCACCACAGCAGAUUCUGUAGGCAUUGCCUGGGGAAGCUGAAUUUUCCACUCGCUCUGCCUAAGUGGCAGACCUUAGAGGGUUCUGGUGAAAUUAAGUACAAGUUACUCGGGAAACGUUGUGACUAUUAAAUUCAUAGCCUAACUCCUAGUAAGCUGACCCAUCAUGCUGAACUCGGCUUGGCCCAGCCUGUGGUGAAGUGCUGCUGAGUACAUUGGCUGCUUGUCACACAUGACUGAUUGGAAAUCCAGAUGUUGUUAAACAACAUUCCAGAUUAAUAGCACACAAUAAAAUUGGAUAAUGGACAUAAAUUCUGGGGUUUAUUAUCUUUAUCUUCAUUCAGUGGUGGUAACAAAUACACUUUAAUGUUUUGUCUUUUUGGUAACAUGUGCAGAUCUUGUUACUUUGGAACGGCCUCAAACCAAUACUGUGGAAACUCCAUGUAUACUCUAUCUACGGUUCUCUCCUCAACAACCUGCUGACAUAGUCUUUGUAGAGGUAUGGAGCGAAGCAAGAACCAUGGAGGUUUACACAGGAGAGUACUGCGGAACAAGCCGUGGCCAAAGAGUAGACAACCUACAUUUAAAUGGUGACCAUGAACAAAUCCUCUUAUUUAAGAAGUAUUUUAAGUUGGAUAUUCCUAGUUCAUCCUGUGAACUAAAGCUGCUGUCUUUAGGUGGAAAGGAGAAAGUACGAAUUGGUAAAAUAUUGCUGGGAAUAAAAAAUGCUUCAGUUGGGAUCUCAAGAGGCUUUUCUCCAUUAGGAAAAAGCAUCGACAUGGAACGAGUACAAACAAUGAUGGAUUCAAUGGGAGCAAAGCUGUCACCUGGAGCUCAGCAACUCUUUAGCAUGGUCCAAUUUCAACAGAAGAAUCAAGCAGCAAUAGGUGGACUAUUUCAGGGUCUACUUGGAACAAAAGAUGUAACAGAAGUUGGAAAAAUUGUGAAUUCACCGCAGAUGUUCACCACACAAUGUGAAGGUGAUGUGAUCUCUUCUCAUGUAUUGAGCAACACUAACCCAUUGCCUAGUUCAAAACUGGAAGCAACAAAGGAUCCUGUAGGAGUAACCAUAUUUGAUGCUGAAUCCACACAAACAAGAGAUGGCUCAGUCUUGCCCAUUGGAGCAAACAAUAAAAAGAGAACUUCUGAUUCUGAAGACAGCACAAAAGAUGUAGAUCAACAAAAAUUUAAGAGAGGAGAUUUGAAAGAGCUUGUAUCGACAUUUCUGUGCAAGCAAAGUAAUGGGGAACCAAAUGUCUUUAGUUCUGAAAUGCUUCCUUUCCUUCAGGACCUUUGUGGUCAGGUGAAUGAACUUCGUUUGGAAGAAAAGGUUAAAGUUACUGAAAAUACCACAGCAGCUGAGGACAGAACCAAUGACAGGCGUUACCAAGAGGCUUUAUGUUCAAAAUUAGAAAAGCACAUUGCUGAACACAUGGAGUCCAUAGAAAAGAGACUGAAGGCUUACAUUGAUUGUCGAAUAAACAUGCUACAAGCUGACCUUGAUGAAAAGUUUAUUUCGCUCACCAAACUGCUUGAAACUAUUGUUUUGAACAGAACUGUGACUAAAAACUACGAGCGUGACACACUUUUAACAAAUGGGGAGCUUUGACUGAUUUUUCUUCUCAUCCUUUGAAAGAUUACAGUGAAACUGGUUUAGUUUCAAGAAGCCCUGAAUGUUAUAUUUAGUGCAAGGGUGUCCAAACAAUGACCCUGGCCAUAUAGAUUGAAACUUUGAGCCCAUUAAAUUUGUUGCUGAUAUGAUUCAUGGAAUAACACACUCCUAUAUACAGCCAGUAUGCAUGGCAAGUAACCCAGGCAACUCUGCUGCAUUUGUUUGUUGUAAUUUUAUCUUUGAGUUUUAUGGGCCUGUAAGUUUUGGGAUGGUCAUUUCUCAUUCUAUUGCCACACUAAUGGAUGAGUGAUGAGCUGUGAUGCAUGCUGGAAUGUGUCAAAAAUUUUAGUGGCAAGUUAUUGGGAACAGAAAACCAUAUAUGUGGCUCAUGAAUGUCUGGGGAUUGCACUUGAAUGGCCCACAGAAAAGCUUGGACUUUCCCAAUCUAACGAACACAUCACCAGAAAAUUGAAAUGAAAACUAGAACAUAUAAUUUGUUCCCCUCCUGUAAUGUUUUGAACUUGUGACAUUUUUGGAUUUAAUGUGUUCUCUGUUUAAAAAGAACAAAAUUGUUUGCAGCAAAUACAAAAUUACUAAAAUUCAAAGUUGAGUAGAAAUUGUAUUGUGAUUUUGAGACAAUGUGUUACUGGUGUUAAAUAUUUUUGAUAUCCUAUCAGUUGUUGUUCCUAGGCCCUGGAAUGGUUAAUAUUAAGAAUAUAAAGGGUCCUGAAAUUGAUUUUUUGACAUGCUUACCUUGACCUGUUCGGACAUUUGCAGGAGAAACUUAAAACUCCAGGACAAGUAUAAUUUAGCAUAUCUCCUUGAAAUGAUAAAUCAUUAAACGUUAUUUGCUGUCUCACUACUCUCAAACAUUCAUUUCAACGUGUUAAGAAAGAUUUGUAAAUCACUGCCAUUAAUCACCAAUCUAAUUUUUUUAUUCAUUCAUUGACUGGACGUAGGUGUUGCAGGCUAGGCUAACAUUUAUUUGCCAUCCUUAAUUGCCCAGAGAGUAGUUAGUGUGAUUAAAUACAUAUUGAACUUCAGGAGAACAAUUUGUAUCCUGUUGGCAUUCAUACUAAGAUAGUAGCAGUGUAAAAUUAACUUGCACUCUAAGUUGAUGAUGGUGUUAACUUCUCAGUGGACCUGCCUCAAGAUGGAGCUGCAAUGUUGUAUUAGAAGCAAGAAAGGUGUGUGGGUUUCUGAGCAGAUACAAUUGAAUGGGAAUUUAUCCCGAUAAAAUGUAAAGUGAGCAACUGAAAAGGGGGGAGGUAUAUAUUUUUGUAAUUUAUUAUAAGGUUUUCCAAAGUUUGUUCAACAUAUUGACUGUCCAAUUCUAGAUGAAAUACAUUUCUUGUAAAUGUUUUUGUGGUGAACUGUAUUUGGAAUAGUUUUUGUAACUGUAUAAAGGACAUUUGUUGCAGGUACUGCAGACAUUUCAAAGUCUUAAAAACCAUGAUAUCAUAUUUAUGCAGGGUUCUGUCUGAAUUUCAAAGUAUAUAAUUAAGUUUUUUUUGUAGAACUUAAAUUUUUGCAGUGUUCGGACAAACUGUUAUGAGUAAUUUCUGUUUUAUUCUGACUGUUUGAAGGCUGGAAUUAGCACAAAAAAACAAGUACCUCAUUAGAUUAUUUCUGUUUUAAGUGUGAACUUAUAGUCAAUAUGAAUACAGAAUUCUGAAGAAUCAAAGUUAUAAAUUUGAUUGUUCUUGUGACAGAAAUACUCAUUAAACUUAAAUAUAUGAUUGCAAA
This is a messenger RNA of Rhincodon typus (whale shark), 3477 nucleotides long. RefSeq names its product chromosome 20 C10orf88 homolog (gene c20h10orf88). NCBI's taxonomy places the organism in Eukaryota, Metazoa, Chordata, Chondrichthyes, Orectolobiformes, Rhincodontidae. The record is from RefSeq and is a predicted model, not a curated record. Bases 640 to 1728 code for a protein of 362 amino acids. The transcript has 6 exons.